UUUUUUCCACCUCAGUGAGUAAUUCACAGGGAAGAGUAUAUAUACCUUGACCUGCUAUCUGCCUUCUCCAUCUGUGUUCCCACCAGGCGGGCACACCAUCCCUGAUGGCUCCUCUGGGUGAAGUUGGGAACUAUUUCGGUGUGCAGGAUGCUGUGUCUUUUGGGAAUGUGCCCGUGUUGCCCGUGGAUAACCCUGUGCUGUUAAGUGACCACCUGAGUCAGUCUGAGGCAGGGGGGCUGCCCAGAGGGUCUGCGGUCACUGACUUGGAACACUUAAAGGGAAUUCUCAGAAGGAGGCAGUUGUACUGCAGGACUGGAUACCAUUUAGAGAUCUUUCCGAAUGGUACUAUCCAGGGGACCAGGCAAGAUCACAACAGAUUUGGAAUUCUGGAAUUUAUUAGUAUAGCAGUGGGCCUGGUCAGCAUUCGAGGUGUCGACAGUGGACUCUACCUAGGGAUGAAUGAGAAAGGGGAACUGUAUGGGUCGGAGAAACUGACUCAAGAGUGUGUGUUUCGAGAGCAAUUUGAAGAAAACUGGUACAACACAUAUUCGUCGAACCUCUAUAAACACGCAGACACUGGACGUCGAUACUAUGUAGCGUUGAAUAAAGAUGGGACUCCAAGGGAAGGAACUAGGACUAAACGGCACCAGAAAUUUACACAUUUUUUACCCAGACCAGUGGACCCAGAAAAAGUACCUGAACUUUAUAAAGAUAUUCUAAGCCAAAGUUGACAAAGACAGUUCUUUCACUUGAGCCCUUAAAAAAAAAAAGAAAAAAAA
Messenger RNA from Nanorana parkeri, 779 nucleotides. RefSeq names its product fibroblast growth factor 9 (gene FGF9). The transcript has 3 exons. The record is from RefSeq and is a predicted model, not a curated record. The coding region runs from base 105 to 731 and encodes 208 amino acids. Gene Ontology annotation, molecular function: fibroblast growth factor receptor binding; growth factor activity. NCBI's taxonomy places the organism in Eukaryota, Metazoa, Chordata, Amphibia, Anura, Dicroglossidae. Gene Ontology annotation, biological process: lung development; positive regulation of epithelial cell proliferation; regulation of cell migration. Gene Ontology annotation, cellular component: cytoplasm.